AAUCGGCAAUUAGCAAUUAGAUCCAAGGGCUCAGGAAAGGACUGUUAUUGGGUGAAAAAGCUCUCCCCAUCCAAAUUGGAAACUCCGCCGGAGUCCUUGACGGAGGGAGAGAAUGGCGUCGUGGAAUUCAUUUCCGCUCGAAAUCACUUACGAAACCUUUGGAUGGAUCGCCUUCUUUUCUUGGUCCAUCAGUUUCUAUCCUCAAGUUAUCUUGAAUUUCCGUCGGAAAAGCGUGGUGGGUUUGAACUUCGAUUUCGUUCUGUUGAAUUUGACCAAGCAUUCAUCUUAUUUGAUUUACAACGCUUCUCUUUACUUCAGCUCUGCUAUUCAGGAGCAGUAUUUCGACAAGUAUGGCUACGGAGAGAUGAUACCUGUAGCUGCAAAUGACGUUGCCUUUUCAAUUCAUGCUGUUCUGUUGACAGCAAUUACAUUGUUCCAAAUCGUAAUCUAUGAUCACGGUAAUCAAAAGGUCUCCAAGAUUUCUGUAGCAAUUGUUUGUGCUGUGUGGAUAGUUGCAGCUAUUUGUUUUUUCAUUGCUUUGCCUAAACACUCUUGGCUGUGGUUGAUCUCAAUCUUCAACUCAAUUCAAGUUUUUAUGACAGUCAUCAAGUAUAUUCCCCAGGCAGUAAUGAACUUCAUGAGAAAGAGCACUGAUGGGUUCAGCAUCGGAAACAUCUUGCUUGAUUUUCUUGGAGGCGUGACAAAUUAUGCCCAAAUGGCUGUUCAGUCUAUAGACCAAAAUUCUUGGGUGAACUUCUAUGGCAACAUAGGGAAGACCUUGCUAUCUUUGGUCUCUGUAUUCUUUGACCUCCUUUUCAUGUGUCAACAUUUUAUAUUAUAUCCUGCCAAGAAAGCGCACAUCUCUCUCAAGCCGAAUAAAGCUGGGGCUGAGCCGCUUAUUAAGUCUGCCGAUGAUCCACCAUCAGAAAAUGUGUAAGGCUUAGCGUGGCUGAAAAAACUAGAAAGAAAUGUAUAAAUUUGUGUAAGAAAGCGACCAUUUGAUGCUGUUUCUUCUCAUGUAUAUGACUCUGGUACGAGAAUCAAAUGCAUCUGUAAGCAUUGUAUUACAAGUAGCUGAAAUAUAAGUUUGAUGCUGUUUGUUCUCAUGUAUAUGACUGUUGUACAAGAAUCGAAUGCAUCUGUAAGCAUAGUUGCUGAAAGAUAAAGGUUUGUAUCAA
Molecule: messenger RNA, 1178 nt
Organism: Manihot esculenta (cassava)
Lineage: Eukaryota; Viridiplantae; Streptophyta; Magnoliopsida; Malpighiales; Euphorbiaceae
Product: cystinosin homolog
Exons: 8
Coding region: 113-937 (274 amino acids)
Biological process (GO): L-cystine transport
Cellular component (GO): vacuolar membrane
Molecular function (GO): L-cystine transmembrane transporter activity
Source: RefSeq, a predicted model, not a curated record